Adineta ricciae is the source of this 1788-nucleotide messenger RNA. The record is from the annotation of a GenBank genome assembly. NCBI's taxonomy places the organism in Eukaryota, Metazoa, Rotifera, Eurotatoria, Adinetida, Adinetidae.
AUGUCAUUGAAGGAAAGGUCCACAGUUUGUUCACCUAUUAGAACUCUUUCUGAUCUUUUCAAUCUAUCAUCAUCAUGUCUGACAAGUCGGUUGAAAUGUUCUCAGCUUGUUUCACGUUAUACAUCACCAAGACAGAAGAUUUUACUCUGUCAUGACAUGAAAGGUGGAUAUUUAGAAGAUAAACAUACGCAAGGUUGUCAAACUGAUGAAUCUUGUUAUCGAUUUUUUCGUUGGCAUCUCAUUGAUAUGUUUGUUUAUUUCGCGCAUGAACUCGUGACUAUACCACCUGUGGUUUGGAUCGAUUGUGCGCAUAAAAAUGGUGUUCAAAUCCUUGGAACAUUUAUAACGGAAUUUGAUAAAGGAAAAGAAAUAUGUCGACAGUUAUUGUCAUCUGAUCACGUGGUUAACCAAGUGGUUGACGCGCUUGUUUUAUUAAUGAAAUGGUAUAGCUUUGAUGGAUAUUUGUUGAAUAUUGAAAAUCCGAUAGAGCCAGAACAUAUCGAACGUCUUCUUUCGUUUGUUUCCAAACUUAAACUAGCCUGUUCGGAAAUUGAUCGAAAUAGUAUCGUUCUUUGGUACGACAGUGUCACCAAAAAUGGUGAUUUGAAAUGGCAAAAUCAAUUAAAUGAAUUGAAUGAAUCAUUUUUCAAUGCUUGUGAUGGCAUCUUUUUAAACUAUACAUGGAAAUCAGAAAUGCUUCUUCAAUCCAAAAUCAAUGCUGGUCAACGUUACCGAGAUGUUUUCGUCGGAAUCGAUGUGUUCGGCCGGGGAUGUUUCGGAGGCGGUGGUUUUAAUACAAGCGAAGCGAUAUCUCUGAGUCACAAGAUGGAUUUAAGCACAGCUAUCUUUGCGCCAGGAUGGCUUUUUGAAACACUUGAUGCAAAGCAAUUCAUCGAAAACGAUCGAAAAUUUUGGACUUUAUUGGAGCCGUAUACAAAUCAAAGAACUUUACAUUUAAAAUCGUUAACAACAUAUUUUUCUGAUGGUUGCGGUGAAAAGUUCUUCUUGCAUGGCUUAGAAAUCGCUAAUAAUUCUUGGUACAAUCUUAGUUUGCAAUCGUAUCUUCCUAACAGUUCCAGUGAACAUAUUUGGUCUCUCAAAUACGAUGACGCUUACUUCGGUGGAUCAUAUCUCGAACUUCAUGGAGAUGCCAAAGGCUAUUUAAAUUUAUUCCGAUGUUGUCUUCCAAUGAAAUCACGUUGGGAGGCGAUCAUUGUUUUCAAAGGAAGCGAUGACGUGAUGCUUGAACUUGAAUGUGAUGAUGGAAAAUUGAUCCCAUUAGAUCAAAGUGAAGAAGAUCUUGUGAUUCGUGACUGGAAACGAAAAACAUAUCGAUUGACGGCUAAUGAACAACUAUCUAUAAUUAACGUCUCAAUUCGUGACGAAAAAAAUGCAAAUACAAUUGUGAAACUUGGUUAUUUAUCAAUCCAUCCGGUAGAAUCACCUAGUUUGGAAGUCUCAUCCGCAUCACCAUUGAUUAAAUCGAUUGAAUACAAUUCCAACGUAUCGAUAACGGUGAACUUUGUCGAUUUUCUUCAAGAACAUCCUUCGUCAAUGAUAUUCGUUUUCGUUCGUGAUCAAUUCGAACGCUACACGUUCCUCGGGGCGACGCAUCAAUCCUAUUUUGUGAUUUUUCGCUCGACAAUCAACAGUGAUAAGCCGACACACUCGACACUAAUUCUUCGCCAGUAUUUACUUAAUAGUUUUAUUCUACUCAGUGAACAAACGCUUUCAAUAUCAUUAGAUUCUAAAUGUCUAAAAGGAUUUUGCCCAGAGAAAUCUUCAUAA